This is a messenger RNA of Cyclopterus lumpus (lumpfish), 5963 nucleotides long. It is a transcript of the gene dscamb, whose product is annotated as Down syndrome cell adhesion molecule b. Bases 147 to 5963 code for a protein of 1938 amino acids. Gene Ontology annotation, molecular function: cell-cell adhesion mediator activity. NCBI's taxonomy places the organism in Eukaryota, Metazoa, Chordata, Actinopteri, Perciformes, Cyclopteridae. Gene Ontology annotation, biological process: axon guidance; homophilic cell-cell adhesion; dendrite self-avoidance. Gene Ontology annotation, cellular component: axon; plasma membrane. The record is from RefSeq and is a predicted model, not a curated record. The transcript is spliced from 32 exons.
UGCCGUCCAGCUUCAGCAAGCUGAUCCACGACAACACGUACUACUGCACUGCCGAGAACCCCUCUGGCAAGAUUAGGAGUCAGGAUGUCCACAUCAAAGCUGUUUCACGGGAACCCUACACAGUCAGAGUGGCCGACCAGAAGGCUAUGAGAGGCAGUGUAGCCGUCUUCAAGUGCAUUAUCCCUGCUUCUGUCGAGGCCUACGUCACUGUUGUAUCAUGGGAGAAAGACACAGUUUCUCUCAGCUCAGGACAAAGAUAUCUCAUCACAUCCACGGGAGCCUUGUAUAUUCUGGACGUCCUGCCUGAGGAUGGGCUGAAUAACUAUCGCUGCACCACACGCCACCGCUACACGGGCGAGACUCGUCAGAGCAACAGCGCGCGGCUCAUUGUGUCAGACCCCACCAAUGCCGAGCCAGACAUCUUGGAUGGCUUCGACCAGCGAGAGGUGAUGAUCGAUCAUCGGGUGGAGCUGCCCUGUAAGGCCUCAGGCUACCCAACGCCCAAAUACCGCUGGCUGAAGGACAACAGCCCUUUGGAGCCUGACAGUCGCUUCCGCCAAACCACCACGGGGUUGCUGAUAGAGAGCACACAGCCCAAUGACUCUGGGACGUAUGUUUGUGAAGUGUGGAACAUUUAUGGCAACGCUGAGGUGAUGGGGCGCCUGUAUGUCAAACAGCCCUUGAAGGCAGUGGUCAGCCCUCGGAAGGUGAAAGGCAGUGUGGGUAGCAAGGUGUCUCUGUCUUGUAGCGUGAGCGGCUCAGACGAGUAUGAGCUGUCAUGGUACCGCAACGGAGAGAUCAUCUACCCUGGCAACAAUGUGCGUUUCACCGGACUGAACCGGGAGAACCUCAUCAUGGAGGGGAUGUCGAAGAGCGACGGAGGAGCCUAUCAGUGCUUCGCCAGGAAGGGCAAGAUGUCGGCACAGGACUUUGUGCAAGUCAUCCUUGAAGAUGGUACUCCGAAGAUCCUGUCCUCCUUCAGCGAGAAGGUGGUGAACCCGAACGAGCCCGUCUUCCUGGUCUGCAAUGUUAAGGGCACGCCGCCCCCCAGAUGCUCCUGGUCGCUGGAUGAGGACCCCGUCAUCAAAGACACCCACCACCACCUGGGCCACUACGAGACCCACGAGGGCCACGUGGUCAGCCAGCUGAACGUCACACACACCCAGGUGCAGGACGGCGGGGUGUACCGGUGCACGUGCAGCAACUCGGCCGGGGUCGUGUACCACCAGGCUCGAAUAAACGUAAGAGGCCGCGCCAGCAUUCGUCCAAUGAAAAACAUCACAGCGAUUGCUGGACGGGAUGCGUUCGUUCACUGCCGUGUGAUUGGCUACCCUUACUACUCCAUAAAGUGGUACAAAAACUCGGCACUGCUACCGUUCAAUCACCGCCAGCGAGCUUUUGAGAACAACGGCACACUGAAGCUGACCAACGUGCAGCAGGUGGACGCUGGCGAGUACAACUGCAAGGUGAUGGUCCAACCCAACAAGAUGGACUCCCAGAGUGUCCAUCUUCGUGUGAGAGUGCCUCCCUACAUUCAGCCCUUUGAGUUCCAGCGUUUCACCAUUGGCCAACGUGUCUUCAUCCCCUGCGUGGUCAUGUCGGGCGACCGCCCGCUGGACAUCACCUGGCAGAAAGAUGGACGGCCGAUCCCCAUCAGCCUGGGUGUGACUGUGGACAACAUCGACUUCACCAGCUCAUUGAGAAUCUCCAACCUCACGCCCGACCACAACGGCAACUACACCUGCGUCGCCCGCAACGAGGCUGCUGCAGUGGAGCACCAGAGUCAGCUCAUUGUUAGAGUUCCUCCUCAGUUUGUGGUUCAGCCUGAGGAUCAAGAUGGGAUCUAUGGGAAAACGGUGACUCUUAACUGCUCGGCUGAAGGCUACCCUCCACCCACCAUCGUAUGGGAACACUCCAAAGGCGCCGGCGUUCCCCAGUUUCAGCCCAUCCAGCUGAACAGUGGCUCUCGUGUGCAGCUGCUGAGCAACGGUUCGCUUCUAAUCAAACACGUGCUGGAGGACGACAGCGGCUUCUACCUGUGUAAGGUCAGCAACGACGUGGGAGCUGAUGUCAGCAAGUCCAUGUACCUCACCGUCAAAAUCCCGGCCAUGAUCACCUCCUACCCCAACACCACGCUGGCCACGCAGGGCGAGGAGAAGAAGAUGAGCUGCAUUGCUCACGGGGAGAAACCCAUCAUGGUGCGCUGGGAGAAAGAAGAACGCAUCAUCAACCCGGAGACCAGCCGAUACGUGGUCACCGUCAAAGAGGUGGCCGAUGAAGUCAUCUCCACGCUGGUGAUUAUGCCAACUGUUCGUGAGGACUCGGGUUUCUUCUCCUGUCAUGCCAUCAACUCCUUCGGGGAGGACCGAGGCAUCAUACAGCUGACAGUGCAAGAACCGCCCGACCCUCCAGAGGUGGAGAUCCGCGAGGUAAAAGAUCGGACAAUAGCUCUCCGCUGGACCAUGGGCUUUGACGGCAACAGCCCCAUCACGGGAUAUGAUAUUGAAUGCAAGAACAAAUCAGCGUCAUGGCUAUCAGCCCAGGUAACCAAAGAUGUGUCACCACAGCUCAACCAGGCCACGAUUAUUGACCUCCACCCUUCCUCCACUUACAACAUCCGCAUGGUCGCCAAGAACAUCAUCGGCAACAGCAACCCUAGCAACGAGCUCACCAUCACCACUGAUGAAGCAGCUCCUGACGGUCCACCACAGGAUGUCCUUUUGGAGCCCACCUCCCCACAGAGCAUCAAAGUUUCCUGGAGGCCUCCCCAGAAGCACCUGCAGAACGGAGUGAUCCGCGGCUUCCAGGUGGGCUACAGGGAGUACAGCCCCGGCGGCAGCCACCAGUUCACCAUCAUCAGCCUGGACACCACAGGAGACACCACAGAGAGCAUCGUGCUGGACGACCUGAAGAAGUUCACUCAGUACAGCGUGGUGGUGCAGGCUGCUAAUAGGGCUGGCACCGGGCCUUCGUCGCAGCAAGUCGUCAUCAAAACCCUGGAGGAUGUGCCGUCUCGGCCUCCUGAAAACGUCCUGGCUGUGGCAAAGUCCCCGGAGGUCAUCUCGCUCUCCUGGAUGCCUCUACCCCGAGAGGCUCUCAAUGGGAACCUGCAGGGAUACAGAGUCAUCUACUGGGCCAACCUGCCCGACGGAGAACUGGGAGAAAUCAGGAAUGUGACCACCAAUCAGCCGUCUCUGGAGCUGGACGGAUUGGAGAAGUACACCAACUACAGCAUCCAGGUCUUGGCCUUCACCAACGCUGGAGAUGGUGUCCGCAGUGAACAGAUCUACGUCCGCACUAAAGAGGAUGUUCCUGGUCCUCCAGCGGGGGUUAAAGCUGCAGCCUCCAGCAGCUCCGUGGUGUUUGUGUCCUGGCUUCCUCCCCUCAAACUCAACGGCAUCAUCAGGAAAUACAUCGUCUUCUGCUCUAACCUGCAUCCCAUGGUGAUGAGCGAGUUUGAGGCGUCUCCAGAUGCUUAUUUCUACAGGAUCCCCAAUCUGGCUCGAAACAGGCAGUACAGUAUCUGGGUGGUGGCUGUGACGGCUGCUGGUCAUGGCAACAACAGUGAGAAGAUCACAGUGGAGCCUCUGGCCAAAGCUCCAGCCAGGAUUCUGACCUUCAAUGGCACAGUGACCACUCCCUGGAUGAAGGACAUUGUUUUACCAUGCAAGGCUGUCGGAGACCCUCCUCCCACCAUCAAGUGGCUCAAGGGAAACACCAAUGGAACUCCCACACCUGUCCUUGUGGAUGGUCGUCGUAGUGUCCAUGGCAACGGCAGCUUCAUCAUCCGCACGGUGAAAGCAGAGGAUUCUGGGAACUACAGCUGUGUGGCCAGCAACAACUGGGGUUCAGAUGAGAUCACACUCAACCUGCAGGUCCAAGUCCCUCCUGAUCAGCCGCGCCUCACAGUUACCAAGACUACCACCACAUCAAUCACAUUGUCAUGGAUACCUGGAGACAACGGAGGGAGCUCCAUCAGAGGUUACAUCCUGCAGUACUCGGAGGACAACAGUGAGCAGUGGGGCAGUUUUCCCAUCAGCCCCAGUGAACGCUCGUACCGUCUGGAGAACCUGAAGUGCGGCACCUGGUACAAAUUCACCCUGACGGCCCAGAAUGCAGUGGGGCCAGGGCGCAUCAGUGAGAUCAUUGAAGCUAAGACCCAUGGGAAAGAGCCGCAGUUUGCCAAAGAGCAUGAACUCUUCACCAGCAUUAACUCCACCAGGGCCAGGCUCAACCUGGUUGGCUGGAACAACGGCGGCUGUCCAAUCACAUCCUUCAUACUGGAGUACCGAGCAGUGGACUCGGCCACCUGGACCACUGCCCAGCGCACAUCGCUGACCAAGAGCUACAUCCUGUACGACUUGCAGGAGGCGACCUGGUACGAACUGCAGAUGAAGGUCACCAACAGCGCCGGCUCAGCAGAAAAGAGGAUCACCUUUGCUACUCUCAAUGCUGACGGAGGUACCAUCCCUCCCCUGCUGAAAACGGGAGAUCCCAUCUCCGACAACAUGUCCGGCAGCGGAGGUCUGAAGAUGGUGGUGACCAUCACCUCUGUCCUCGUGGUGGCCGUGCUGGUCUUUAUCAUGCUCAUGGUGAUAAAGAGGAGGCGGAGGGAGCAGAGGCUCAAGAGACUCAGAGAUGCCAAAAGCCUGGCAGAAAUGCUGAUGAGUAAGAACACACGGACUCCAGACACAGUGAACAAGCAGCAGCAGACACUAAGAAUGCACAUCGACAUCCCCAGAGCCCAGCUCCUUAUCGAGGAGAGGGACACCAUGGAGACAAUCGAUGACAGGUCCACCGUCCUGUUGACAGACAACGACUUCGGGGAGACGAAUAAGCAAAAAUCCUCCACAGUGACCCACACAGUCCACUACCAGUCUCUGUCCCAGGCCACUGGACCACUGGUUGACGUGUCCGAUGCCAGGCCUGGAACCAAUCCCACUGCCAGACGCACUGCCAAAGCUGGUCCUGUCGCGGCACGGAGCCGCUACGCCAGCCAGUGGACCCUGAACCGGCCGCACCCCACCAGCUCCUCACACACCCUCACCACUGACUGGAGACUCCCUACACCACGUGCCACCGGAUCUGUGGACAAGGAGAGCGACAGCUACAGUGUCAGCCCCUCCCAGGACACAGAUCGUGCACGGAGCAGCAUGGUCUCAACUGAGAGCGCGUCCUCCACCUACGAGGAGUUGGCCAGAGCCUACGAGCACGCCAAGAUGGAAGAGCAGCUCCGCCACGCCAAGUUCACCAUCACCGAGUGCUUCAUAUCCGACACCUCAUCCGAACAGAUGACAGCAGGGACCAACGACUAUACUGACAGCCUGACCUCCAGCACGCCGUCCGAGUCGGGCAUCUGCCGCUUUACCGCUUCACCGCCCAAACCUCAGGAUGUCAGCCGGGUCAUGACCAUGGCCGUGCCCAAGGCACACAGACCUGGAGGAGAGCUGGUCCACUUGCCGCCUUACCUUCGUAUGGACUUCCUGUUGAAUCGUGGCGUGCCACUGGCAGCCCGAGGUGGAGGGGUCAGCAGCAGCAGUGGCAGCAGCAGCAGUGGAGGUGGAGGAGGAGCAAGUGGAGUUGGUGCUGGUGGUGCUGGUGCUACAGGGGAGACAAGAGGAGUGGGAGGAGGUGGAGGAGGAGCCAUGGGCCAGACCUGCUUGGAACCGCAGAGGAGCCGUACCCUGAAGAGGCCUCCUCCCAUGGAACCCACCCCCAUGGAAGUGCCGUCGCCCAGGGAGGUGCAGCAGUGGCAGCCAGGAACUGCCUCCACCCUACCCCACAGGGAUGUCCGGGAGAGGGGAGAGGCCCGGGGUGAGGUCCGGGCAGAGGCUCCCUCCUCGGGAGACCUAGCUCAAGCACAGGCUGCCAAGCUCAGCACUUCCCAGGAGUCCCUGCUGGACUCCAGAGGACACCUGAAACAGAGCAACAACCCCUAUGCCAAGUCCUACACUCUGGUAUAA